Molecule: messenger RNA, 1905 nt
Organism: Diplodia corticola
Lineage: Eukaryota; Fungi; Ascomycota; Dothideomycetes; Botryosphaeriales; Botryosphaeriaceae
Exons: 3
Coding region: 1-1905 (634 amino acids)
Source: RefSeq, a predicted model, not a curated record
AUGGCCGAAUUCGCCCCCAUCAUCCAGGUCGUUGCCUGGGGCACAAAGCUGUCGCUCAGCCUGUACGACUUCGCCAUCCAAAACCACUCAGCUACCCGAGACGCCAACCGCAUCGCAAAGAGUGUCAGCCUCUUCUCGCUCAUGCUGAAGCAGGUUGGCACUUUGCUCCGGGAAGACGUCGCCUCGCCCUCGCCCGAGUCCUACGAGACCGUCCAGGACAUCACCCUGCUCGCUCAACAUGCUUUUGCCGCCAUCGACGAAGUCCUUGCAAGCAGGCCGCAGCCGAAUGAUCCCGAUGGCUCUGCCUCUUCGCCGCCGCGAAAACUGGACCUUGUCUCCAAGAGCAAGCUGCACUAUCUCCUUGCCUAUGUCGACGCUCUGAACUCGACCCUGUCUGUCAUGCUCCAGGCUUUUUACACGGUGCGCGUCAUUGCAUGGUCGAGAUCUCGCCAAGAUCGAGCCCCGGCCUCUGCCGCUGAUGCAGUUGCUAACGAACGCUCUCAACUGGAAGUCUUGGUCAUCGAGCAACAGCUCCUCCUCCUUGAUGUCUCCGAGGCCCAUGAUGAAUACCGCCGCAGCCGCGACUUCGCUGCCUCUCCGAGCAACUCUGUGCACUCUGAUCACAGGGAUCUCGCUACAGACCAGGACAGGACUCCGUCUCCGAGCACUCUUGAAAAAUACAAGGACCAAUCGAUCAAGACCGCGGACUUUCCGGUCAAUGUCACUGAAAGCUCCGCCUUGGUCCGCAGCAUCUCGUCUAGAUUUAGCAACGAUAUUUUGCAUAGAUGGACAAGGCUGAGCCAUAUCGAACGCCGGCUGUCCGCGGCUGAAGAAUAUCCUGGCACCCUUCCGAAGAUCCAGCAAGGGCUCCAACGCCGAGAUAGCUAUCAGCCCCGUGUAGAGUCCGAAAGCGAGGACGAAGCAAGCCCCCACCUGACGCAGAGAGAUUCCGAAGUAACGUCUCCGCGACCGCAAGGAACACCAAGUUUCCACCAGGCUGGAGCCAUGGAACGAAACGCCCUGCCGAUCCCGGCAGCAGGCAUCCAAAAUCUUCGAUCAAGCGCCCCUUUCUCACCAGGGGGCACUUAUGCUUGCCUUUCUCCUUCCACUGCGUACCUGCCAGCCGGGGCAUCGCCAGCCCGAUCACUAAAUUCGGGAUACUUUCCUUCAUCUCCGCGCGCUAGUCUUAAUGCCAUCGGACCAAAUCAGGGCCCGGCGCCUGAGGUUAGAGAAAGGGCCACCAGUAAUGGACUCGGUAUUCCAUGGAGGCUCUGGCAGGGGAGCAAUAGGUGGGAUUUCGUCGACGAUCAGGUCAUGAACAGCAAUACGCAAAUGCCGGUGGAGAAGGCUUACGCCGAGCGUAAUAGCUGGACGGAGAUAAUGCAAACUUGGGUACGGAGAGAGGCGAUUGAGGAAGCUCGAUAUAGCUUCAACCAGGUGCAGAAGGAAAUACCGGACGGAAAACGCACAAGGUUUGAGACGUGCUUUUGUAUCGGAAAGGCCCUUACUUACACGGAGAUUCGAGGUCUCGUCGAUCGAUCCGUCGAGCUCUUUCGACAGGCGCAAUAUGACCCACGGCUUAAUGCGGAGCUGAGUGACUCCAAAAGCAGUGCCCGAAGCAUCAACAGUGCAGAGUCUUCCCGACGCGACCGAACCCGGAAGAGUCACAGCGACCGGCCGCGGGGUGAUUUCGACUCUUCGACCAACGACUCUGACUCUGACGCCCGCCCUCGUGCGCGGCGCACGACUUCCUCGUCGAACUUCAACAACCGCAGAAGUGGUAGCAGGCGUAAGAAAGAACGCGAGAAGAGAACCAGCGGUAGCCAUGCAUUCGGUACCUUGGCCAAGUAUGGCGGCGUUGCAGCUCUUCUCGAAGGGUUACCGGAUAUCCUCCGCGGCAUCUGA